Molecule: messenger RNA, 1089 nt
Organism: Fundulus heteroclitus (mummichog)
Lineage: Eukaryota; Metazoa; Chordata; Actinopteri; Cyprinodontiformes; Fundulidae
Product: gastrula zinc finger protein XlCGF8.2DB-like
Exons: 3
Biological process (GO): regulation of transcription by RNA polymerase II
Molecular function (GO): DNA-binding transcription factor activity; RNA polymerase II cis-regulatory region sequence-specific DNA binding
Source: RefSeq, a predicted model, not a curated record
GAAGAGGCUCCUGAAGAACAGAGUCCUGAGGGGGAGCAGGACACUGAGGAGGAUGAAGAGGACAGUGAUGUAGAACACCCUCUCUCUGACCUGAAACACUUGUCAGACUCUGGAUAUAAGAAAUGUUCUACAAAGAAGAGAAAUGUGAACUCACAAAGGAAAGUCCAGACUGGAAAGAAACUUGCCUGUGAAGACUGUGGCAAAACAUUUUUUGGUAAAUCCGCUUUAAACACACACAUGAGAAUCCAUACAGGAGAGAAUCCUUUCAGUUGUAAUCAAUGUGGAAAAAGGUUUAACCAAAAAGGAAAUUUAAAAACACACAUGAGAACACAUACGGGAGAGAAGCCUUUCCACUGUAAACUAUGUGAUCAACGAUUUAGCUCCAAAUCACUUUUAAACAGACACAUGAGAAUCCAUACAGGAGAGAAGCCUUUCUAUUGUGAUCUAUGUGGACAUAGCUUUACCCAAAAAGGAUCUUUAAACACACACAAGAAGAUCCAUACAGGACAGAAGCCUUUCUGUUGUGAUCUGUGUGGAAAAGGAUUCAGCCAUAAAUCGUAUUUAAAUAAGCACAUGAGUAUGCAUACGGGACAGAAGCCUUUCUGUUGUGAUCUAUGUGGAAAAAGAUUUACCCGAAAAGAAUCUUUGACCACACACAUGAAGAUCCACGCGGGACAGAAGCCGUUCUCCCAAAAAGAAUCUUUGACCACACACAUGAAGAUCCACGCGGGACAGAAGCCGUUCUGUUGUGAUCUAUGUGGAAAAACAUUUAGCCUGAACUGUAAUUUAAACACACACAUGAGAAUCCAUACAGGACAUAAGCCUUUCUGGAGGGACGCCGGCAUCACACACCCUCGCUCCGUGAUCAUCCUCUUUGCCUUCCGCACAGCGAGGGACGACGUCUGGAAAAAUGCACGAAACCACACUUUCCUGAGGGAGAAGAGGCUCCGCUUUGGCGAGGAUCUCACUCAGUCCGACAAGAAAACCCGAGAGAGGCUGUGGCCCCGCAUCGAAGAAGCCAGGAAACAAGGAAAGCGAGCUUUUUUUAGAGGAACCCGAGCCUUCAUAGAGGAUACGGAGAUCUUUUAA